AUGAUAAUUGUUGAUCCGCUCACUCUUAGUUCAACCCUAAGCGCCAUUUCCGAGGAGAAGAACCUUACAUACCUACUUGACCCUAUCGAAUGGAACCACAAUAUAUCAGCCGAGAAACUGGAGGAGAUAGUGACUCUAAUUCGCGAGAAGAACCUCAGGUAUCAGAACAAGUACUCUAGACAACAGGGAGAAAACGCCACCCCAGUUCUCAAGGCAUCUCAGAAGACCGAGAACGCAAAGCACUAUCCCAAGACCCACGUCAGCUGA
Molecule: messenger RNA, 267 nt
Organism: Alternaria ethzedia
Lineage: Eukaryota; Fungi; Ascomycota; Dothideomycetes; Pleosporales; Pleosporaceae
Exons: 2
Coding region: 1-267 (88 amino acids)
Source: RefSeq, a predicted model, not a curated record